AUGUCGCUGACAGACUCCGCGGCCAUUGAUGUGGCUCGUAGCGCCUCGCUCGCCUCCCGCCAACUAGCCGUUCUUUCUAACGAAGCCCGAAAUGAAGCCCUCACAGCCCUUCACCAAGCCUUGGAUCAAAACAGAUCUACUAUUCUAGCAGCAAACGCUAGAGAUGUUGAGGCUGCCACCCGGGCUGCCGAAAGUGGCGACCUAAACCACAGUGUGUUGAAACGUUUGGAUCUCUCUCGGCCUGGGAAGUAUGAGGAUAUGCUUGAAGGCAUUUUGAGUGUACGGAAUUUAGAGGAUCCCGUUGGAAAAAUCACACUACGGACUUUGUUGGAUGAGGGAUUGACCCUGGAAAGAGUCAGCUGCCCUAUUGGAGUCUUACUGAUCAUCUUCGAGGCUCGUCCUGAGGUGAUUGCCAACAUUGCUGCCUUAGCCAUUAAGUCAGGCAAUGCUGCAAUCUUGAAAGGUGGCAAGGAAUCAAUGGAGUCAUUCGUAGCCAUUGCAAAUGUGGUCUCUGAUGCCAUCGCCAGCUCAUCAGUACCGGUCUCCUCAAUUCAACUCGUGAAGACACGAGACGCGGUUUCCUCUCUCCUCGAACAAGAUUCGCUUAUUGAUCUCGUGAUUCCCCGAGGAUCCAACGAACUGGUUCGAUUCGUGAAAGACAACACCAAAAUUCCUGUUCUUGGACACGCCGAUGGUCUUUGCUCCGCCUACAUUCAUUCGGACGCCAAGCUUGGAACAGCAGUAAAGGUGAUUGUGGAUGCGAAGACGGAUUACCCAGCGGCCUGCAAUGCCCUGGAGACCCUCUUAGUCCACGAAGAUGUCUUGGACACCAUUUUCCCCGCUGUCGCAAAGGCUCUUAUCGCUAAGGGGGGAAAGAGUCUUUCUCCGGAUCAAACCGGCCAGGUCCAGCCAGCGACGGAGGCAGACUAUAACACCGAAUUCUUGGACUUGGUGUUAGCGGUCAAGGUUGUGCCAGCUGCAAACUCUGCAGUUGAGAAAGCUAUAGCACACAUCAAUGCGCACUCAUCCAAGCACACUGAAAUUGUUCUGACAGAAUCACGCGAGGUAGCGAACAUGUUUAUGAGUGGCAUUGAUAGUGCUGGUGUUUACUGGAACGCCUCUUCUCGAUUUGCCGACGGAAUGCGCUACGGAUUUGGAACAGAAGUGGGCAUUAGUACUAACAAGAUCCACUCGCGGGGACCCGUCGGUCUAGAGGGUUUGACCAUCUACAAAUAUCUGAUUCGGGGUAAUGGGCAUGUGGCUGGAGAUUACCAUGACGGACCUGGAGGAAGGAAAUACAUCCACUCCGCAAUGCCGUUAUAG
Molecule: messenger RNA, 1323 nt
Organism: Penicillium malachiteum
Lineage: Eukaryota; Fungi; Ascomycota; Eurotiomycetes; Eurotiales; Aspergillaceae
Product: glutamate-5-semialdehyde dehydrogenase
Exons: 4
Coding region: 1-1323 (440 amino acids)
Molecular function (GO): glutamate-5-semialdehyde dehydrogenase (NADP+) activity; NADP binding
Source: RefSeq, a predicted model, not a curated record